AUGAGAGCAAGAACUGACCCCUACAAGGUCGACAAUGCUUCCAACUACACCUUGGGUGACUGGACAACAGAUAUACAGCUCGCCCAACAGGCUCACAUUGAUGCAUUUGCCCUCAAUGUGGCUUAUAGGGAUAACCUGGACUCCAUCCUACCCUUGGCCUUUCAAGCAGCUGCCAACCGGGGCUUCAAGCUCUUCUUCUCCUUCGAUUACGCUGGUCAUGGGGCAUGGCCCAAGGACAGUGUCGGUACAAUGCUCACAAAGUACAGAACACUCCCAGCAUACUUCAUAUAUAAGGGCAAGUACUUUGUCUCCACGUUCGAGGGCCCGGACUCCGCCGACGACUGGAUCGAUCUGAAAUCCCAGUACAAUGUCUUUUUCAUGCCUGACUGGUCUUCACUGGGAGCCAAAGAGGCCUUACUGAGGGGAGGCGGUGUUGCCGAUGGCCUGUUCAAUUGGGCUGCUUGGCCCUGGGGUCCCCAGGACAUGGACACAUAUACCGAUGCCUCAUACCUUCAGUAUUUAAACGGGAAGCCAUACAUGAUGCCUGUAUCACCGUGGUUCUUCACCAAUCUUCCUGGUUACAACAAGAACUGGCUAUGGAGAGGAGACAGUCUAUGGUAUGAUCGCUGGGUACAGGCGGCGUUCAACAAGACGACCCCCGGCAUCAUCGAUAGCACAGAAUUCGUCGAGAUAAUCUCUUGGAAUGAUUAUGGCGAGUCACACUACAUCGGUCCCCUUUACGACAAGGCGAUGGAGGCUUUCACCAUUGGCCAAGCUCCUAGCAACUUCGCGAAGGACAUGCCGCAUGACGGGUGGCGAAUGUUCCUGCCUUAUGUUAUUGACCUUUUCAAGACCGGGACUGCCACCAUUACCCAGGAAGGUCUGACGGCUUGGUACCGCUUAUCGCCGGGUGCAGCCUGUGUUUCCACCGGCACCUCGGGCAAUACUGCCAGCCAGCUUCAGAUCGAGUUCUCGCCCGCUGAGAUUGUCCAGGACAGGAUUUUCUUCUCUGCCCUGCUCACCUCCGAAGCCUCGAUCUCGGUCACUGUGGGUGGCGUACCUCAAUCGGGAGGUGGUUGGACGUGGAAACCUGACGAUAGGGUUGGCGUCUAUUACGGCAGCGUUCCGUUCAGCGGCACUGGCAAUGUCGUUGUUACACUGGUCCGGAAUGGAGCUCAGAUUGCCCAAAUCAAUGGACGGGCAAUCGGGGGCGGAUGCCUUGCCAGUCUCUACAAUGCUUGGGUCGGCUCUGCUCCUGUGGCUGGUAGCGUGUCUAGGAGCCCGACACUCCCCCUCUCACAGCAGACAUGCGUCAGCGGCAUAGGCGUGAAUAACUUUGGUGGGCUCUGCGGUUAUGCCUGUCAGUUUGGCUACUGUCCUAUCUCGGCCUGUAAUGCCGGCAGAUGGGCAAACCCAUCACAGCACCCAAGGAAACAGGUAUCCAGGGAUACCCAAUUACUGGAGAGGAUGCAAGUUACUCUGGCCUCUGCUCAUGGGUCUGCAAUCAUGGUUAUUGCCCUUCCUCCGGAAGAGAGAUGGCUGUCUGCCUCUGCGUUGGCCAUUUUCCUGGAUUUUCGAUUUCUAUCGGAACUUGAGUGA
Messenger RNA from Neurospora crassa OR74A, 1599 nucleotides. RefSeq names its product alpha-1,3-glucanase. The coding region runs from base 1 to 1599 and encodes 532 amino acids. NCBI's taxonomy places the organism in Eukaryota, Fungi, Ascomycota, Sordariomycetes, Sordariales, Sordariaceae. The transcript is spliced from 5 exons. Gene Ontology annotation, molecular function: glucan endo-1,3-alpha-glucosidase activity. The record is from RefSeq and is a predicted model, not a curated record. Gene Ontology annotation, biological process: mating projection tip cell wall disassembly.